AUGAAGUACCUCAACGCCCUCGUUAUAGUGGCGGCCCUGGUCUCUCAGACCACGGCAUUGGCAAUCUCUCGCCGGAGCGUGGCUGCUGGCCCAGUGGCCGAGGAGGUUGUGCCCACCUACGACAAGCGCAGCGUGGCAGCUGGUCCAGUUGCUGAAGAAGUUGUGCCCACCUACGACAAGCGCAGCGUGGCAGCUGGUCCAGUUGCUGAAGAAGUUGUGCCUACCUACGAUAAACGCAGCGUGGCUGCUGGCCCAGUGGCCGAAGAAGUUGUGCCUACCUACGACAGAAAGUGA
This is a messenger RNA of Rasamsonia emersonii CBS 393.64, 294 nucleotides long. RefSeq lists its product as uncharacterized. Bases 1 to 294 code for a protein of 97 amino acids. The transcript has a single exon. The record is from RefSeq and is a predicted model, not a curated record. Lineage: Eukaryota; Fungi; Ascomycota; Eurotiomycetes; Eurotiales; Trichocomaceae.